Molecule: messenger RNA, 1964 nt
Organism: Xylaria bambusicola
Lineage: Eukaryota; Fungi; Ascomycota; Sordariomycetes; Xylariales; Xylariaceae
Exons: 1
Coding region: 455-1837 (460 amino acids)
Molecular function (GO): hydrolase activity, acting on carbon-nitrogen (but not peptide) bonds, in cyclic amidines
Source: RefSeq, a predicted model, not a curated record
UUUUGAGUGUGAAUGUGGUUCCCCUCUGUCUCACGGGAUCGAACGUGUGUGACUUAAUUGUGACUCGUCGAGGUGCAAAUCUGAAAGGCAUCACCCUGCUAAAGUGAAGUCACUAAGCUACAAGAGACAGAGGGAAAUCGCAUCUUCCUCUCAGCCUACGUAAUGCUAUACAAUGCUAAACAUCCCCUUCUGUGAAUCCUUCUCCUGAACUUGCUAUGUAUUGGCUUUGAGUACCCAUAUCUCGAAGUCGGAGAAGAAGCUAGCUAUAGUGUGGGGGGUUAAGGCAUGAGCAAACGUGAGGGGUGGAGGACGAGGUGCACCUCUUAAGCUCGACGUCACACAAAGCCACCCCCCACAGGUUCCCAUGCCAUACAGUAGUUUGUAGUGCUUUAAGCAAAUAACCAGACCUUGGGACCGAACCAAAUAGGAACGCAGAGUAAUCGGAUCGUGAACUAUGAUGUUGGACAACGUCGUCGUUUCUGAUGCUCGAGAUGGCAUAGGGGCGCGAUGGGACAUAGAGAUAAAUGAUGGACGCGUCCAAAGCAUCGUUCGCCCGUCAAGAUCGAGCCUUGAUAAGCCACCACAGCUCAUUUUACCUCCCCUUUGCCAUCCUCAUAUACACCUUGACAAAGCCUAUAUCCUAACCUGUAACAAUGGUGUCAAUUCGCGGCAUCCGGACUACUCGGAUCUAUGUCCUAAGUCAGGGUCCUUCGCUGAGGCCUUGACAAAUACAUCACAAGCUAAGGAACGUUACACCCAGGAGGAUCUCUAUUUGCGCGGAUCGCAGUUGCUAGCUACUAGCUAUGCGCAAGGCGUGACGUCUAUGCGAGCCUUCGUUGAGUUAGACCACGUAACAGGCCUGCUCCCCCUAGCCACCGCCAUUCGUCUCAAGGAGGAUUUUGCCCAUUUGCUCGAAGUACAGAUCUGUGCGUUUGCCCAAGAUCCCAUCUUCUCAACUACUCAUGGCGAUACAAACAGGGCUAUUAUCGACGAGGCACUUGCCAAAUUCGCCCCGUUCAUUGGGGCGCUCGGGACAACCCCUUACGUUGAGAUGUCCAGGGAAGAUUCGUUGUCAAAUAUCGAAUGGGCCAUCACAAAGGCCCUAGCGCAUCAUAUACACCUCGACUUUCACUUGGAUUAUACGCUGGAGCUCCCUUCGUCUCUCCCCUCCCAGAAGCCUCUCACCUAUUCUGCAGUGGAGUUGCUUCUCAAGCACAACUGGGCACAGAUCGCCGACAAGUCUAAAACCAUUGCUCUCGGUCACUGUACCCAGCUUAGUAUGUUUGAUGAUGUUGAGAGGAAAGCACUAGCUGAGCUCGUCAUUGCAAGUAGACUUCCUAUCCAUUUCAUUGGUUUGCCAACUAGUGAUAUAUUCAUGAUGGGCCGGCCUGGAUCAACCGAAUCCAGGAGUCACGAUCGACCCCGCGGGACGAUGCACGUUCCUUCCAUGAUCAGAGAACUCGGAUUAUCCGCUUGUCUGGGCAUAAACAACGUCGGGAAUGCUUUUACACCCUUUGGGACUGGGGACCCACUACAACUUGCAUCGUGGGCCGUAGGAAUCUAUCAAGUUGGUACUGUUGAGGAUGCGGAGCUUCUUUACGAUUGUAUCAGUAGCAGGGCGAGGAAGGCUAUCGGGUUGGAGGAUGUUUCUCGAUACGACCCAAUUCAUGAGGGCCAAGACUUGCGCGGGUAUCUCUUGUUGCGGAACGAGUCGGUGGCGGAACUUCCAGGUCGCCACGGUCGAUCUAAGAUGACUAUUGCCCAGAGACAACGCUUAAAUCUCAAAGAUAUUGUCUGGGAUCCGCCAGAGGUGAAUUUGCGAACCGUUGUGAGGUGAAUGGCUUCUUAGUUUCUGAACCUCACCUUUGAUAUGGCUGGCACUAAUGAAUGUUUGUUGUUGGAUACUGUAUGCAUGCCACGGGUAAAGCAGCUAGAUGCAGUUUGCUGAUAUAAGCAGACGAAUU